AUGGAGAAUCCAACCAAGCCAUCACAUCGGCUGCCCGAAGAUGAUGGCAUGGGUACUUUGCGGAAGCGGCUUCUCGCCCUUCAAGCCGAAGACCUCCCCUGCGACGACAAAGCCCGUUGCAUGCAUGAAAUAAUGUUGGAAGGCUAUCAUCUCUCGCAGCAGAUGACGCCCAACCCGCAGCCCACGAGCCCGACCAUCACCGCAUCGUCCAACAGCCCCAGCAGCCCGCCCGCCAGCGCCAAGGCCUGGAAGCAAACCAUCCCCGUCAGCACCCUCGAGUCGCUCAAGUUCUGGCAACACCCGCCAGGCGAAACCCCGCCCGCCGAACAGUUCGUCCUGACCGCCGAGGACGUGCAGCCGACGUUUGCGACCGUAAAGAGUCCCAAAGACACCACACCCGAGGCGGAGCAGGAACGGCCUCUCGGCUGCAGGCAUUACCGCCGCAACGUCAAGCUGCAAUGUUCGACCUGUGGGAAAUGGUACACUUGCCGCUUCUGUCAUGACGCGGCCGAAGACCACAGUUUGAUCCGGAAAGACACGAAGAAUAUGCUCUGCAUGCUCUGCGCCUACCCUCAAAAAGCCGGCGAUACCUGCGUCAACUGCGGCGUGGGCACGGCUCGCUAUUAUUGCAACGUCUGCAAGUUGUGGGACGACCAUCCGGACAAAAAGAUAUACCACUGCAAUGACUGUGGUAUCUGUCGGCGCGGCAUGGGCCUGGGCAAAGACUUUUUCCAUUGCAAGAAAUGCUGCGCAUGCAUCUCAAUAUCGAUUCAAGUUUCCCACAAAUGUAUCGAACGAUCCACGGACUGCGACUGUCCCAUAUGCGGGGAAUACCUGUUCACCUCGCCGAAUCCAGUCGUAUUCAUGGUCUGUGGCCACAGCAUCCAUUCGAAAUGCUAUAAUGAACAUAUGAAACGGUCGUACAAGUGCCCGAUCUGCAACAAGAGCUUGCUUAAUAUGGAGAGCUACUUCCGACGCCUGGAUCUAGACAUCCAGAGCCAGCCGAUGCCUCCCGAGUUCCGGUCAACGUCGGCCACGAUCUUGUGCAACGACUGCAGCGGCAAAAGUACUGUGCCUUACCACUGGUUAGGUCUCAAAUGCGCCCUCUGCCGUUCGUACAACACGGCAGAGAUACGGAUCGAUAGUAACAGCAAUACCGACACUGGCACUGGCAGCGGCUCCUCGGUCGAGCGGAGUGCCGUUUCUCCAGACCAAGCAUCAUCGGCUUCCCAAGGCGCCCAGGGACCAGUCCAAUCGCAAGCCGCGGCCGAAGUUACGGUUUCCGUGCCAAUCGAAACGACGGGACAGUCAGCGAGGAGGCGGCAUUCCAGCCAUGCGAACCCCGGCAUAGGUGUUUCGGGAGUGAGAGCAGUCGUCCCAGACCGUCUGGCCAGGUCAGCGUCCCCUCCACUUGCCCCAGGCAUGGGAAUGAGGGCAUCCGCUACGACAUACAACAUCCUAGCUGAGGAUUCUGAGGACGACACGGAUGAGGACAUGCUAGGCCUGUGGGUCCAUCGCCUCCACGAGUCCUCCUCCGACGAGGUGGAGUCUUUGUCAGAAGAAUCGGAGAUUGAAGAGGAAGACGAAGAUGAGGAGGAAGACGACGAUGACGAAGAUGAUGAUGAUGAUGACGACAACGAAAUUGUACUUAUUGGACACCGAUGA
Molecule: messenger RNA, 1665 nt
Organism: Sodiomyces alkalinus F11
Lineage: Eukaryota; Fungi; Ascomycota; Sordariomycetes; Glomerellales; Plectosphaerellaceae
Product: zf-CHY-domain-containing protein
Exons: 2
Coding region: 1-1665 (554 amino acids)
Biological process (GO): protein ubiquitination; ubiquitin-dependent protein catabolic process
Cellular component (GO): nucleus
Molecular function (GO): zinc ion binding; ubiquitin protein ligase activity
Source: RefSeq, a predicted model, not a curated record